GAGCGCUCGGUGCUCUGUCGCAGCCGUGCAGGAACUCCGACAGUGUCUUCUGACUGUCCUGAGGAGAACAUCUCUGCUGAAGAAACUUGUGAGGCUGAAGUCUGUCGCGGACGAUACCACCUCCGGCUGAGCGAAUGGUCUGACUGCUCUGACAACUGCGCUGCAGUGGAUGAUGCUACAGACAGACUGGUCCCGGGGAUGGAAGUGCGAUCCGGAACAUGUUCAGCUAGCAAUGGCACAGCCGUCGAGGAUCCCACUCUCUGCCGGGACCUGCAAUUCAGGGAGUCAAAUCGCAUGUGCAACACUGCGCCAUGCGAGCUGUUCCGCUUUGCUGUAGGGCGUUGGAGCUCUUGCUCCUGCUUGACCCGGCAGCAAAACAGGGCAGUCGAAUGUGUUGAUAUGACUGGCGAACGGGCAGAAGAGCGGGGCUGCGAGCGUCUGGGGCUCCUGAAGCCGAGGGAGGUGCAAGGCUGUGAGCCUGAGGACUGUCCAGAGACACCUGGCUUUAGGAGGUUGUUGCAAAACGGGACAACUGUGGUGGACCCAUGUGAAGGGAAUCUUUGCUCAGGUUGGACUCCUGCUACAAAAACACUGGACUGCCAAUGGAAUUGGCCAUGGGAAUUGCAGCAAUGGGUCGUGCUCAUGUAA
Molecule: messenger RNA, 648 nt
Organism: Ostreobium quekettii
Lineage: Eukaryota; Viridiplantae; Chlorophyta; Ulvophyceae; Bryopsidales; Ostreobiaceae
Source: the annotation of a GenBank genome assembly